Molecule: messenger RNA, 965 nt
Organism: Guyanagaster necrorhizus
Lineage: Eukaryota; Fungi; Basidiomycota; Agaricomycetes; Agaricales; Physalacriaceae
Exons: 3
Coding region: 293-823 (176 amino acids)
Source: RefSeq, a predicted model, not a curated record
AACUUGGGUUUCUCGAUAUCGGCUUGGAUGUCCGAUGUGAAUGUGGAGGUUUCCAUGUCGGAUUUUUGGGUGGUAUUCGCGGCUGGACUCGUGAAUAUUAUUGGCGCGUGUGUUUAUCGCGAGCUAGUCGCCGAGAUCGUUCUUGGAGUGGCUGGUGCGCUCAACUUGGCGACUGCGUGGGGGAUUCGUCGGGCCUGGACGGGGAGGGGUGAGAGGGAUGGGCUGUUACCGAGCCAUCUCGAUGGGAAGCAAUGAGGCUAGGCUAGGGCGCGUAGCUAGAUAAUGACUCAUCAUGGCUAUCACUACCCACCGCACAAAUCCGUCCUUGCUAUGUCGUGAUUCGAGGCAAGGAACUGAAUUGGGAACCGCGUUAAGGCUGUGCACUGCUCAAGGAACGUGCACCGUCAGGGUCUGGAUGCACCAUGACCGUUCGCGUCUCCAAGUUGGAAGUUGGAAGUGUCUUAUGUAUGCUGGGCAAGAAUGUUAUCGUCCGACUCUGUCCGGGCGGACGACCGUUCUGACGACAGGGACUCCUGAAAAUCGGAGAAAGGCGUGGGUUGGACGGAAUAAGUCUAAAGUCUGCGGAUUUGUGCCGGGUGAAUGGAUACAGGUAGAAUUACUAGAAUUCUUACUAUUUUACGGUCCUAUCAUGUUCAUGCCGACUACUAAGGAAUGGAAUGGAAUGACGACGGCGAGACCCCAAAGAGGCCAGAGCCUGCGAGACCCCAGAUUUGAUCAGAUUACGCGAUUGCAUAAAAGGCGCCCGGUGCCCUGCUCUCCUCUUCGUUCACUACCACCACCUUCAAUUCUAUUCAUCGUCUGACACAUCUGUAUUCAUCAUGGUAUCGUCCUCGUCCUUGUUUCCAUGUCGCCCGUACUCAUUCGUCGUGAUUUCAUAGGUCAAAGUUGGCAUUAACGGAUUCGGUGAGCAUUCAGUUGUUGAAAUGUCUGGUACUGCUGUCUCA